Caenorhabditis briggsae is the source of this 3999-nucleotide messenger RNA. RefSeq names its product Protein CBR-MSH-5 (gene Cbr-msh-5). Gene Ontology annotation, molecular function: ATP binding; ATP-dependent DNA damage sensor activity; mismatched DNA binding. Gene Ontology annotation, biological process: mismatch repair; chiasma assembly. The record is from RefSeq and is a predicted model, not a curated record. NCBI's taxonomy places the organism in Eukaryota, Metazoa, Nematoda, Chromadorea, Rhabditida, Rhabditidae. The transcript has 21 exons. Gene Ontology annotation, cellular component: nucleus. Bases 1 to 3999 code for a protein of 1332 amino acids.
AUGGCCACUCGGUGGCGAUACUAUAAUUCGAAACGAGGUAAUAAUAAUCGAGGACGAGGAAGAGGAAGAAAUCGCGGAACGAGUUUAACAGCAAUCUCACUCCCGCGGCAAGAUCGUUUUCCUGGUGGCUUAAACGAUGACGAAUUCUUUCAAGACAAGCCUAUGAACGCGAAGGAGUUCGUUGAUGAGACAGUUUUAAGUGUUUCGUUUUCCGGGAACAUGCUCGGAGCCGCAUGUUACGAACAAUCCUCUCAAUUAGUCAGAAUUAUGAACGAUGUGUCCGAAGAUCACGAAUUCGCUCUUUUGGGAAGAUUGAUCGAAGAAGUGAAGCCUACAAUGAUUAUAGCAAAUAGAAGUCAAGAUCUCGAUUUCAUCAAAUUGUUGAGCUCAAAAUAUGCAAAACACGAAAGACUACCAUCUGAUGGUAAAAGCUCUUCACACACUUCUACAUACGACACGAUUCCGACUUGGGAUGCCUCACUUGUGUAUUCUUCUGACGAUGUGGAGGAGAAAGAAGAUCAAGAUGAUGACGAUUUCGAUGGGCCACCAGCGACACUUCACAAACUUCCCAAUAACUUUUUCAAAAUGCCCAACGCUUUGCAAAGGCUGAAGAUGAUGGUCGGAUCUGACGACGCUAAAAUGACUGAUGAGGAUAAACAUAUAAUCGUUGCGAUGCGCUUUGAUAUCGAAGCAGUUAACAUGAUGAGAUCUUUCGGUGCUCUUCUUCUUUUCUUAGACGAAACACGUCUCGGAGUAGAGAAUCAGCCGUUAUCAGUGAGCUCACCGAUCAAGUCGAUCAAGACAAUGACACUAGAAAAUCUUGUUGAUAUCGACUAUAGCACAAUUCAAGCGCUGGAUAUUCUGCCUAAAGAAAUCGAGAGCAAAAAAAAUGUCGGAAAAGAUAGAUCUUUAUUUUCGCUGGUCGACAGAUGUCGAUCAACGGUUGGCAAGAAAUGCCUCAAGAAAUGGUUCAAAAAUCCUACAACUGACAGAGCAGUUCUUCUUUCGAGACAAAAAUGUGUGCAUUAUUUCAAACAGGAUUGGAAUGCUGAAAUCACUGCGAAGAUUGCAUCGAUGCUCGGAAAAGUCACCGCAUUGAAUAAUGUUUUCCAAAGAUUUCAAAGUGGAACAGCGAAGCUUCUUCAUUGGGAGUGUUUCGUUUCGACUGUCAAUGCACUGGUGGAUGUUGUUCACAUACUUCGGCAGACACCUAUUGCUAAAGAGUUUCCCGUCGAGAAUUCUCUUCUCACAGAAGUUUCAGAAAUCGCUAUUAUUGCUAGUUCAAUCAUCAACUUCGCCGAAUCCAGAAUUCAAGGUAGAGUCACUGUGAAUCCAGCAAUAGACGAGGAACUUGAUAAAUUGAGGGACAUUUAUGAAAAUAUGCCAUUGUUCCUGACUGCGGUCGCGAAGCAGGAAUGUGCUCGAUUGGGACUCGAUGCUUUCAGUAAUGUCACAAUUGUCUACAUUCCAUUGGUUGGAUUUGUCCUCUCACUUCCCACGAACUUCCCAGUGGAAAAUUAUAGCGACAUGUCACUGGUUUAUGCUAAAAGUGAUGAGGUUCGUGUCAGAAAUGAAACAACUGAACGAUUGGACGAUGAGUAUGGCGAUAUUCUGAUGAAGCUUAUCGACAGUCAAACUGCUAUAAUUCUAGCUUUGAAAACCCGUGUUCUGAAGAAGAAAAGGAGUAUCAGCAAGCUGCUUUCAGUUGCAGCUAGAAUAGAUGCUCUUAUUUCUAUGGGUCUUGUCGCUGCAGAAAAUGGAUGGAAUUGUCCAACACUGAUGGAUGAGCCUGUCAUUGAAGCUCUCGAGUUGUUCCAUCCAAUCAGUGUUUUGGUUGUGAAAAAGAAUUUUGUGCCAAAUAAAGUGACCAGUGGACGAGAUGGAAUCAAAGCUAGCAUUAUCACAGGACCGAAUGCGUGUGGAAAAAGUGUCUACAUGAAAUCCAUCGGGAUCCUCGCAUUUUUGACUCAUAUUGGGAGUUUUGUGCCAGCGAGAUAUGCGAAAGUUGGGAUAGUUGAUCGAAUUGUAACGAGGAUGUUUACUGUAGACUCUGUUCUUGAUGGCAUGUCUACAUUUGCCAAGGAUGUGGAGCAAGUUGCUUUCGCUUUGAGAAAAGCCACAGGAAAUUCAAGUUGGAUUAGCUCUUUUGGCAUCUUGCAUGACUUAUUGGUGAACAAAGGACCAGAGCAUUGCCCUCACAUCUUCUUGGCUUCUCAUUUCCAUGCACUCCCCAAGCACAUCCCACUUGAUAAGAACAUCGCCUCAUUCUUGACAUUCAAAGUUCUUCGCGAGGGAGAAGGCAAAAUAAAGUAUCUAUUCCAAUUGGCUCCUGGAUUGAUUGAUUGCUCAUUCNCUAUGGCUGUUGCGAUAGAAGAAGGCAUUCCGAUGCCAGUCAUUGGAAGAGCUUGCCGAAUUUACAAAGCCCUUAAAUCAGGAGUCUCUCUGAAAGAGAUAAAAGCAGAAGUUUCGAAAAAUAAUGACGAGAAAUUGGUUGCAGAGAUGGAUAUCGUGCUAAGGAAUGAGGAUGGGUUCAUAGACGCCGUGGAAAGUUUUGUCAUCAGACAACAACGAGAGGAAAUUGAGGCAAAAGCAAGAUCAGAGGCGAAAGCGAGUUAUACAGAACCGAGCGAAGUUGCAUCACUGCAAGAUAAUCUAUCAUCGGUUUCGAAAAGGAAAUCGGAAAACUACCAAAGAACCAGAGGUCAGAGUGUUCUCUCAACCAAGUCUGCUCAGUCAGUCGAUUCCGUGUUGGAUGCGUUGCUACCAAAGAGAAAGAGGAUAGCAACCCCUAUAUUGAAUGAAUCUAAUGUGACUCAGGAACCACCCAGAUCUCCGGAUCCUUUCUCUAUAGACGACGACAGUGUCACUUCAAAAGGCGAGGAGAGAGAAGAUGUUAUUUCGACGACAAUGGUUCCACAGAUGCAAAGGCUGGCAAGUGAAGAGGAAGAAGAUCACACGACGCGCUCUCAUAGUUCAGUAAUGGCCAAUCCUCAAUUGGCUGAUAAGUAUAAUACUCCAGCAAAACCAGGUGGAACGAAAGGAUGUCAACCUUCUUCUACAUCUAAGUUUCCAAUAUCAACGAAAAUACCGAAAACAACAGAUCAAACGGUUCUUCUCAAUGACGAUUUUAAUGUUCCGGAAACUCCAAAUCAACCAAAUCAAACAUCACGUUUAAGUUCGCGGUCUUUCUUGAUGCCUCAACUGCCAUAUCCAGAUAAAUACGUUUUGGAUAGAAUUAAGGAACGUUCAACGAAAGAUUCCAUGUUCAAAACUCCAACAAAUGAUAGGAGACUUCAAAAAUUGACUCAAGGGACUCCAAGAGAUCGAGACAUCCAUACACCGAUUCAGUCUUCAAGAAACACCCCAGAAGCACAUAAUUCAAUGUUCAAAACGCCAAACGCAACAAAAUCCGGUCAUAAUAUGAUGACCCCAAGGACAUCUUCGCGUCGGGAAUUCAGAAAAGACGAUAUUUUGGAAACGCCACAGACUCCAAAGAAUCGCAGCUCUUUCACUCCGAGUGGAUCUCCGUUCUCGAUAUUUGCCAGCCAGGCUACCUUCGGUGGAAUUAGUUCCUCUGAAACUUCCGAUCAUGAUAUGUCUCAGUUCUUCGGAUCAUUGAAUAACAACCGCGUUGAGAAGGCGCAAUCGAAAAAUUCUCAGUCGACAGUCUUCGACACUCCGGUAGCAAAGAGCUCAGAAAAGCAGAGAUACCCUUCCCAAAAAAGUAGUUCAAAGUCACGAGUGUCACCCAGCAGUGUGGUUUUAGAAAGAUUGACUGGGGAAGAAAGUCAAAAGACGCCCCAGCCCCGUGGAGAUUACAUCAUUGACUUCGAGUUCCAAAUCAACGAUACCGACCCAAUUUACGGAAAGAAAGACCAUUUGCAUGGCCCUAGUUUCGAUUUUUUGAAUUCACAAGACGAUGCAGAUGAUAAUUUCAUGGACUUCCUUGAUUCUCCGAGUUCGUCAAGAAUCGACACUGGCAAGAAAAACAGAAAGUAA